This is a messenger RNA of Alnus glutinosa, 2258 nucleotides long. Its product is annotated as DEK domain-containing chromatin-associated protein 4. Gene Ontology annotation, molecular function: DNA binding; histone binding. The coding region runs from base 169 to 1974 and encodes 601 amino acids. The transcript has 12 exons. The record is from RefSeq and is a predicted model, not a curated record. Gene Ontology annotation, cellular component: nucleus. Gene Ontology annotation, biological process: regulation of double-strand break repair; chromatin organization. NCBI's taxonomy places the organism in Eukaryota, Viridiplantae, Streptophyta, Magnoliopsida, Fagales, Betulaceae.
UUGAAGAGAGAGAUCGAAGCCAAAAAAAAAAAAAAAAACAAAAAACAAAACAAAACAAGUUCCCAAAACUCUGAGCGAAACACUGAGAGAGUUCAGAAAGUCGAAGACUUUCGCUCGAAGCUUCAAAAUUCACAAAUUUAAAAAUCCCGAAACAUCUUUAAGUUGAUUAUGGGUGAGAAGAAUACGGUGACUGAAGUUGCUGAGACAGUGGCAAAUGGGGCUAGCCUACCAGAGAAAACAGAAGAAGCUAUGGAUGAGAAGAAAGAGGAGCAAAAUGGAGUAAAAGACAUGGUAGAAAAUAAGAAAGGUGAUGAGAAAGUUGAGGCUGCAAAAAUGGACGAAGACACAGAGGUAAAGGAAGUCAAGGAAAGCAAAGAAGAAAUAGAGGAGCCAAAAACAGAGGCAAUGGAAGAAGAUGCUAGGCCAAGUGAAAAAGAGGUGAUCGAAAAAAAGGAUGAAGUCAAAGAUGAUUUAGAGGAAAAGAUUAAUGUGGCAGAGGAGAAAGAAGACAAGGAUGAAGAUAAGGCAGAGAGUAAGGCGCAGAAGGGGUCAAAGAAGCGUGGGAAAGGGAAGAGUGGAGAGAAAGUAGAAGAGAAGACAAAGGAAGUUAAAGAGAAGAAGGAGCCAGAGCCAAGGACUCCUGCUAUCGACCGCCCUGUACGUGAGAGGAAAUCGGUUGAAAGGCUGGUGGCCUCAAUUGAAAAAGAAGCUGUGAAGGAGUUCCAAAUUGAAAAGGGCCGUGGUAUCGCGCUGAAAGAUAUACCUAAUGUGGCAUUCAAGCUAUCAAGAAGAAAGACUGAUGACACUUUCAAACUGCUUCAUACAAUUCUCUUUGGAAGAAGAGGGAAGGCACUUCAGGUCAAGAAUAACAUAUCCCGGUUUUCUGGUUUUGUAUGGCAUGAAAAUGAGGAAAAGCAGAUGAUCAAAGUAAAAGAGAAACUUGACAAGUGUAAUAAAGAGAAGUUGUCAGAAUUCUGUGAUGUCCUUGACAUACCAAUUGCCAAGGCUACUACCAGGAAGGAAGAUAUUGUUGCAAAGCUGAUAGACUUCUUGGUGGCCCCUCAUGCUACAACUACUGUGCUACUUGCUGAAAAAGAGAAGUCAAGUAAGGGUAGCAAAAAGCGAAAGAGGGUGGCCAGAGGAAGUUCAUCAGCAUCUGGAAGUGCAGCUUCAAAACAUUCAGCAAAGAGCCGAAGAAAGACUGAGGAUCCAGCAAAAAUAGAGAAAAAUAGUUCACUUGAGGCAGAAGAAGAUGACGAGUCUGAAGAAGAGGAAAAAGAAGAGGAGGAACAAAAUGAAGAGGAGGAAAAUGAAAAUGGUGUCGCUGAAAAAUCUGAGGAUGAAAUUCCUGAGCAUUCUGAAAGUGAGGAGAAAACUGAUUCUGAAGAAGAAUCUGAGGAAGAUGUGGAGAAACACAAACGAAGUUCUAAAACAUCAUCUAGAAAGAAGGAAUCUGCCGGGAAAGCCAAAACCAAGAAAAUCACAGUUUCAAAUAAAUCCAGAACAACGCCCAAAAGAACACCUAAGAAAUCAUUGUCCAAACCCUCCAAGGUUGAUGAUGACAAUGAUACAAGUCCAAAGGUGUUCUCAAGGAAAAAGAAAAUUGAAAAAGUAGCAAAAGAAAAGGCUUCAACUCCAAGGAAAGCUGCCUCCAGGGAGAAAUCUGGGAAAAAGGUUGCUAAAGGGAAGGACAAGGUCAAGGAAGAGAAACUCAGGCCAAGUGAUAAUGAGUUGAGAGAUGCAACAUGUGAAAUUCUUAAAGAAGUUGACUUUAAUACGGCCACUUUCACCGAUAUUCUGAAGCUACUUGCUGGGAAAUUUAAAACGGAUCUCACCCCAAGAAAGUCAUCAAUAAAGCUCAUGAUCCAGGAAGAGCUUACUAAACUAGCUGAUGAGGCAGAUGAUGAAGAAGAUGGAGAAGGUGAUACCGAGAAAGAUGAAAACCAGUCUGCUGGCCAAGAGGUGGAAACCUGAAGAAGAAGAUUGAACAUGACUGCAGGGAAAUAGUGUAGCUAUUUAUAUGUAUUCCUUAGUUCCUGUAGUCCACAUGUACUUUUUACUCUUAUCGCUGCAAAAUGAUGGCUGUAAUUUAUUGUUAGAAUUCUAUUUGCUGAAAAAAAAAAAAAAAAAAAAAAAUAGAGUAAUUGUUAGAAAUUAGCAGAGGACUGGAGCUGUGCUGUAGGAUUGCGGCUUGUAUGUAUGCAUUAACAUAAUUUGUAGGAAUUUUCCUGUCUUUAAUAUAACUGACCCUUCAUGGA